GGUUUUUCUGUUUGAUUUAUCUGCUUAAUCCAAAACCCAAAAGCAGAGAGCGAGCGAGCCGCAAGAACCAGAGACUUGGAAGAUGGCGAUUAAUAGCCAGAGCAGUCGUAAUGUGCACGGCGGACCCGGAGGUUUGCCGCUAGAGAUACCGCUCGACACUAAAAAGAUAGUGCAGAAUUUGAGAGAGGUCGUCGGUAAGAACUGUGCUGAUAGUGAGAUUUACGCCAUUCUUGUGGAUUGCAACAUGGACGCCAACGACGCCGUUCAACGUCUUCUAUCUCAAGAUACUUUCCGUGAAGUGAAGAGCAAACGUGAAAGGAGAAAAGAGAUGAAAGAGACUUUACAAUUAAGGGCGGCAAGAUCUAACAGUGGCACUUCUAAUCGUGGAGCUAGACUUGAUAGUGACGGGAGUUCUUAUAUUGCGUCAACUGAAAAUAAUCAUAAAGAGCUUGGUAAAGCUGCAUACAAGAGAGAGAUUGGUUCAUCUAUACCAUUAGUAUCCUCUUCGCCUUCGAAUGUUUAUCAUGCGACAGGAAAGAAUAUAAACGACCAGCCUUCAACUAUCAGCAAUUUUUUUAACGCUGAUAAUAGAAGACAGUCAAUAGGAACAGGUGAUACCAUAUCUUCAUCUGUGCAACUGUCUCUAGGACUUCAGCCUGCAUGGCCAGGGGUUUCCAAAGGGCAUAUAUCAAUGGCUGACAUUGUGAGGCGUGGUAGGCCAGAAAACAGAGGUUCAGAAAUGUCCACUGAAAUACCAUACAUGCCUCAACUUGCAGUUUCAACUAACUCAUCUCAUUCUUGCAUCAAAUCUCUGGAAGCUUCGUCACCCCCAGAAUCAAUGAUGCACCAAGGCAUAUAUUCUUUCCAUCCUUCUAACCUGUCCGAGAUGAUCCAUGAAUCUGACAUGACUGCCAAUCAGCGUGAUGUUGACAAUGAAUGGCCUGAGAUUGAGAAUCUGACAUCUGCUAGCGGAUCAUCUGCCUUAUUCACGUCUGCUGACCCAAACACAGAGGUGUACGAUAAUCCUUCUUGCUUAAAUGGUGAUAUGGCUAAAUUGUCAACAAACUCCCAAUCAAAUAAGGUCCAAGUAUCAGAGAGGGAUAUUGAUAUCCAGAAUCUAAAUUCUUCCAAUGGGUCUUCUUCUUCAGCUUCUACUAGACAGAUUUUUGCAAAUGGUGCUGGAGAAGCAUCUGAUGAUGACUUGCUUCCAGAGAAAAGUACCCAUGAUUCGCUUUGGCACAAGUCCAAGACUCAAGAAGGAAUGGCCAGUACUUCAGAUUUACCUUUCCCAAAUCAAGCUGCAUCUGUGAACAGUGAUAUCGCAUUAGCAGUAUCAUCUGCUGCUGCACAUUUGCAGCAACUAAGGAUAGGCAAGGAGGGCCUUGCUAUGCCUCCGCCAGAGAAUAACAGUACAUUGGUGCUUCCAAAUUAUCUGCAAACCUUUGCUUCUGAUUGUUCACAUUUGAGUUUUGGUACCUAUAAAUCUGGAGCUGCUUCUGCAUCUCCCCAGCUGGUUGCAUCUAAUCCUUUGACAAGUAACUUGGAGUUCUCUGCAGCAGUAGAUGGUUCAUCUGCCAUGCACUUAAAUAUGAGAAAUUCAGGAUACCUUGUUGAUGAACAUCGUAGUUUUUUGUAUGGUUCUCCAACAACUGCAGAUGUUAGGGAUAGUGACUUACUUGUAUCUUCUCAGGCAGAGGCUAAGGCGCAAGAUGCUCCUGAAUCAACAUGUGGUCAUCCCAAUAUCUCCCCGUUGUCACUGCCUGAUUCCAGCAUCAAGAACAUUCAACAAUCGAGUCAUAAGUCAUCUUUUGGGAUAACUCCUUAUGCAAGGAAUCUUCCUACUUUGCAAAGUGAAAUGGUAAUGAAUUCGGGUACCUUCUCCUUACCUAAACAAUCCUCAGAGACUUUCCCGGGUUCCAACCAUGCCUAUAGAGCUGAACCUCUGCAGCUCUUGUCAGAGCGUUCUUAUUCUCAACCUACGAUUCCCUUGGGAGAAUCAGCCAACAGGAUUGGCUAUCCUUCCAUGCCUCAAAGCCAGAUGUAUGUUCCAUCUGGUUUGCAGCAAGUAUAUCAAGGCAGCAGCACUUACCAUGAUUCUCUGGCAGGAAUGAACUACAAUCUUUCACAAUACAGAAAUGGUGCCACUAUGAGCAUCUUGCCUCUGUCCUCUAAUAGCUGUUCUGCUUAUAGAAGUUUUGUUGAUACUUCUAACAAUAAUCCUGGAAAUUUUUUGCAUAACAUGUCCAUUUCCCCUACACGUUCUGCAGUUGGCUGUAAUGAUCUUUUACACCAUCACCAACUGGAUGGAAUUAGUUCAACACAUUUUCAACAGAACAAUCAUUCUACAAGGGACUCUGGUAUUGGUUCACAAACCAUGUUGUUUCAAGAAGCUGCAUACUAUCGCUCCCUUGGACAGAAUCCACAGCAUGCUGGAUAUAAACAUGGUCAGCUGGCUUCGCAUCAUUAUGAGUCUCUAGGAUACCCAAGUAUUUAUCCCUCUCAGAUGGAUUACACAAAAACUUCAGCUGCAAACCCUUGGUGAUCUUGUAUUAAUUGAUGCUCAAGCCCCACCAAUAAGAAAUUGUACCAAAUUUGGCGGUGAAUCUACUAACAGUUCGCAAUUUUUCAUAAGUUGUCUUGGAAGUAGUAGGUAGGGUGUUGUUACAGUUAAAAAAAAUUAUAAUGAUUUUGAGUGUGGCAAUGUCCCAUUGUACAUUCUUAAAAUAGAAAUGACUGACUUUGCCUUAUACUCAACAUUGUAUUUCCUCUAAUGUCCUGUUGAGAUUAAGAUUGGAUUUGAUCUGAGUUACCUGAGUUCAAAGUUCAAGGCUAAAUUGUUUUCUUACUAA
Mangifera indica (mango) is the source of this 2849-nucleotide messenger RNA. RefSeq lists its product as uncharacterized. Gene Ontology annotation, molecular function: protein binding. NCBI's taxonomy places the organism in Eukaryota, Viridiplantae, Streptophyta, Magnoliopsida, Sapindales, Anacardiaceae. The coding region runs from base 83 to 2542 and encodes 819 amino acids. The record is from RefSeq and is a predicted model, not a curated record. The transcript is spliced from 9 exons.